Molecule: messenger RNA, 1620 nt
Organism: Tribolium castaneum (red flour beetle)
Lineage: Eukaryota; Metazoa; Arthropoda; Insecta; Coleoptera; Tenebrionidae
Exons: 2
Coding region: 133-1599 (488 amino acids)
Source: RefSeq, a predicted model, not a curated record
UAUUUAUUCAUCUAAAUGUUAACCUAUGGCAGGGAUGAGCAGGUAUACGUCCUUGUUAUAAGGAUGUUUAGAAAAGUGGGGAACAAUCUUAUAAAUAAAAUUAAAUGACUUUAUCGCACCAAUUCAAUUAAAAUGAACCUUCCACUGCUAAUUGCAGCCCUCGCUCCUUUGGUCGCUUGCGACGUAAGCCAUCUGGGGUACCAGUACCACGCCCCAGCGACCAGUUACGACGUCCCUUUUGGCUCCAUUGGAAGCCUGAAGCACGACAGGCAGUACUACCAUGUCAACAAACCCGGGAUUUUGAGUGGGGUUGUUGGCACCACCCCUGCCUCCAACCUACAAACCCCCAUACACGAGUUCUCCGCCUUCAGAGGAGGCGAAACCUUCAACUCCUUUCUCCACCAACCAGCGGACUUCGGAGUUACGGUUAAACCAAUCCUCAACACUGUAAGUCCAACCGUUGGACCGGUUUUCGGUUCGGUUAACAACGUAGUUCCACAAUCGGACUUUGGAGUUACGGUUAAACCGAUCCUCAAUACUGUAAGUCCAACCGUUGGACAGGCUUUCGGAGUUAGCACAGUGAGUUCAACUGCAGCCCCGGUUAUCGGUUCGGUUAACCCACAAUCGGACUUCGGAGUUACGGUUAAACCGUUUAUUGACACCGUGAGCACAACUGUUCGGCCGAUUUUCGACAAUGUUGUUCCACAAUCGGACUUCGGCGUUACGGUUAAACCGGUUGGACCGCUUUUAGGGUUAGCUCCACAAUUGGACUUCGGCGUUAAAUCGGUUUUCAACACCGUAAGUCCAACGGUGGGGCCGGCUUUCGGUUCGGUUGACAAUUUCGGAGUUACGGUUAAACCGGUUCUUAACACUGAGGGAGCAGUCCAAUCUUCGGGUGUGGAAGUCCAAAAGCAUUUGUACUUCUUUUCCGCUCCGGACGAUGAGCCUGAGGAAGUUAAACCCCGGAUUAUUUUUCCCCAAGCUCCGGUCAAGAAAAAUCUCAAAGUAUUGUUUAUCAAAGCUCCGACGUUCCGUACUUCCCCGGUUCAAAUCCCAGCGUUGCCGCAAAACGAAGAAAAGACUCGUGUCUACGUUUUGGUGAAGAAACCGGAAGAAGCGACGAUUAUUCUUCCGACUCAAGCGCCAACACAGCCAACUAAACCUGAGGUUUAUUUCAUCAAAUACAAGACGCAGAUGGAGGCUGAAGAAGCGAUUUCGCAAGUGCAAGGUGGGGCAGGAGGUGAUGUUUCCAUUAGUGCGAAUUCGGUUGAUCAUGAUCAUGAUUUUCUGAGUGGGAUCCAAGACAGUGAUUUGGCUCAGAAAUUAGGUUCUGGUCUUGUCUCAGGUUCCACAGAAGGUUCGAUUUUAGGGUUUAAUAACCAGCAAGGUUUUGGUGGGUUUGUUGGGGUGAAGGAUUCGUUUGUGUCCACAACUCCUGCACCCAUUGAGCUGAACCAAGGUUUUGGUGGGUUUGGGGGAAAAAUCGAGUCGUUUUCAACGACUUUGAGCCCUUUGGGGGUGGUCUCCACCACGCCGACGAUUUUGCAAGGAGGUGGCAUUCAUAAGGUUUAUGGGCCGCCACAGAAACGCUCUUAUUAAUAAAGAAAUUUUGUGAUAGUA